Molecule: messenger RNA, 4150 nt
Organism: Hylaeus volcanicus
Lineage: Eukaryota; Metazoa; Arthropoda; Insecta; Hymenoptera; Colletidae
Gene: fliI
Product: protein flightless-1
Exons: 23
Coding region: 331-4050 (1239 amino acids)
Biological process (GO): actin polymerization or depolymerization; barbed-end actin filament capping; actin filament severing
Cellular component (GO): nucleus; actin cytoskeleton; cytoplasm
Molecular function (GO): phosphatidylinositol-4,5-bisphosphate binding; actin filament binding
Source: RefSeq, a predicted model, not a curated record
UUUCUGCUGUAAAUGUAAGAAUCACUGCACUCGGUCCAAGUCGGUGUACUCAGCAUGAAUUUGAUACAUUUGGUCAACUCAAUAUGAACUAACUAUUACUUUUUUCUACAGAAAUAUUCGCACGUUUCUUUGUUUUUCGUGUAUAUAUAUUUAUGUAUAUACGUACGUUCGCGCAAAGGAACGAUAUCUACACCAAUGCGUUUAUUUUCUACUCGUUCAGCGUACUGUUUCCGAAUAAUAUCGAUACGCUACAGAUGGAUGCAUAACUGUUGGAUGCAAAUUAUAUAAAACUUUACAAGAAGAUAAAUAUCCAUUUAACUCACGCACAAGAUGGCAAAUACAGGAGUGUUACCAUUCGUACGUGGUGUAGAUUUCAGUAGUAAUGAUUUUGGGGGUGGUAAAUUUCCAGAAUCUGUUCGCCUUAUGACUGGAAUACAAUGGCUGAAAUUAGAUGAAACCAACUUGACAGAAAUACCAGAGGAAAUGGGGAAACUGUUGAAGCUGGAACAUCUUUCUCUGGUUAAAAAUAAACUAGAACGCUUAUAUGGAGAGCUAACAGAACUUUGUUGCCUCAGAACUUUAAACAUCAGGCGUAAUAAUAUUAAAUCCAGUGGCAUUCCAGCAGAGCUGUUUCAUUUAGAAGAGUUAACCACAUUGGAUUUGAGCCGUAAUAAUUUGAAGGAAGUGCCAGAAGGGCUCGAACGAGCUCGUUCUUUGUUAAAUCUUAACUUGAGUCACAAUCAUAUUGAGACUAUUCCCAACACCCUGUUCAUUCACUUGACAGAUUUGCUAUUUCUAGAUCUUAGUAAUAAUAAAUUGGAAACACUGCCACCGCAAACGCGUCGGUUAGCUAAUUUACAAACCUUGAAUUUGAACCAUAAUCCAUUGGGACACUUUCAAUUAAGACAGCUGCCAUCGUUGAUGAAUUUAACAACCCUGCAGAUGCGUGACACGCAACGAACAUUGAACAAUAUUCCUUCGAGUUUAGAGACUUUAACAAAUCUGCAAGAGCUCGACUUAUCCCAGAAUAAUUUACCUCGGGUACCAGACGCGCUCUACAACCUCGUAAACCUGCGUCGUUUAAAUUUGAGUGAUAACGAAAUAACUGAACUAUCGACAGCGAUUGAGCUUUGGACCAGAUUGGAAACUUUAAAUAUAUGCCGCAAUAAAUUGACAGCAAUUCCCGCCUCUCUAUGUAAAGUUAUCACACUCAGAAGAUUAUACUUAAACGAUAAUUUGCUAGAUUUUGAAGGUAUUCCUUCGGGAAUAGGCAAGUUGUCGUCGUUGCAAGUAUUUUCUGCAGCCAAUAAUCGCUUGGAGAUGAUACCAGAAGGCUUGUGCAGAUGUGGUUCGUUGAAGAAAUUAAUUCUGGCAUCCAAUCGAUUGAUCACCGUGCCAGACGCCAUUCAUCUUCUCACCGAUUUAGAACAGUUAGAUCUGAGAGAUAAUCCCAACUUGGUAAUGCCGCCAAAGCCUACCGAGGUGCAGAAGGGAUCUGGCAUCGAAUUCUAUAACAUCGACUUUUCUUUACAACAUCAGCUGCGUCUCGCUGGCGCCAAUGUACCACCACCGACUCAGACGGCUGGUAGCAAAGAUCCGAUAGCUCGCAAAAUGAGACUUAGGAGGAGACGAGAUCAGGAGGAAGCUGACCAAGAUCAAGCGAAAAUAUUGAAGGGUAUGAAGGAUAUAGCGAAGGAGAAGAACAAGGACAAAGAAUGCGAAGAAUCCAAAGCGGAAUCGUUGAAACCCAAACGAUGGGACGAAACUCUGGAGAAACCGCCGUUAGACUAUUCGGAGUUCUUCGACGAGGACGCUGGUCAAGUGCCUGGUAUAUCGGUAUGGGAGAUAGAGAAUUUUCUACCCAACGAAAUAGAGGAAGUAGCACAUGGAAAGUUCUAUGAAGGCGAUUGCUAUAUUGUGUUGAAGACUGAAGUCGACGAGGCUGGGUCAUUGAUUUGGGCGAUUUACUUCUGGAUUGGAGAGAAAGCUACGUUGGAUAAAAGAGCUUGCGCUGCUAUCCACGCCGUCAAUUUACGGAAUUAUCUCGGUGCGCAGUGUCGUACCAUCAGAGAGGAACAGAGUGAAGAAUCGGAUGAGUUCCUGAUGCUAUUUGAAUCUGGCAUAACGUACAUAGAGGGUGGUCGUACUUCGUCAGGCUUUUAUACAGUAGAAGACACGCCGUCCGUAACCAGACUAUACAGAGUACAUGCAGCAGGUGCUUCGAUUCAUUUAGAACCCGUGCCUGUUCGUUUCGAUUCCCUGGAUCCCGGUUUCGUGUUCGUCUUGGAUACAGGGGCCAAGAUAUUCAUGUGGUACGGUAAAACGGCAAAAAGCACGUUGAAAUCAAAGGCAAGGCUGAUGGCGGAGAAAAUUAACAAGAACGAAAGGAAGAACAAAGCGGAGAUCCUAACGGAGAUCAUGAAUUCAGAGUCGGAUGAUUUUCUAUCUUAUUUAAACGUGAAAGAUAUCUCGCAACCUCCAGCGAUUGUUGAACAUGUGGACCCGAAUUUUGUCCCUCCUGCGCCGCGUCUGUAUCAAGUUCAACUAGGCAUGGGUUACUUGGAACUACCUCAAGUCGAAGUACCUCACGGGAAGCUGACAAAUACGCUCUUAAACAAUCGCAACGUUUAUAUACUGGAUUGUCAUUUGGAUGUUUACGUUUGGUUUGGCAAAAAGUCAACGAGAUUGGUGCGAGCAGCUGCUGUUAAGCUGUCUCAGGAGUUAUUUAACAUGAUUGAACGACCGGAAUACGCUAUGGUAACUAGAUUGCAAGAGGGAACGGAGUCUCAGAUUUUCAAAUCCAAAUUCACCGGUUGGGACGAAGUCAUAGCAGUCGAUUUUACCAGAACCGCCGAAUCUGUCGCCAAGACUGGCGCUGAUCUUACGAAAUGGGCCAAGCAACAAGAAACAAAGGCGGACCUAGCCGCACUCUUCAUGCCUAGGCAACCAUCGAUGACGUUCACCGAAGCUCAGCAACUCAUGUCGGAAUGGAAUGACGAUUUAGAAGGAAUGGAAGCGUUGGUAUUGGAAGGAAAGAAAUUCAUACGUUUACCAGAAGAGGAAUUAGGACAUUUCUAUAGCGGGGAUUGUUAUGUUUUUCUGUGUCGUUACUGGAUGCCGUUAGACGCGACGGAGAACGAGGACGGUGACGAACAGUUCGAGGAAGAUUAUCAAUGCACGGUAUACUUCUGGCAAGGCAGAGACGCGGGAAACAUGGGAUGGUUAACGUUUACAUUCAGUUUGCAGAAAAAGUUUAAAUCGUUGUUUGGAGAGAACCUGGAAGUAGUCAGAACUCAUCAGCAACAAGAAAAUCUAAAGUUUUUAGCAUAUUUUAAAAGAAAAUUUAUCAUCCAUCAUGGUAAACGCAAACAGCCUAAGCCUCCUGGUAGCAACAAGGUCGAAUUUUUCCAUUUGAGGAGCAAUGGAAGUGCGUUGUGUACUAGGCUAAUACAGAUACCAGCUGAUUCGUCGCUACUGAAUUCUUCUUUUUGUUACCUUUUGAACGUACCAUUCAAUAACGACGACGAAACAGGAAUAGUGUACGCAUGGAUUGGUUCUAAAGCGGACAACGAUGAAGCGCGUUUGAUCGAAGAAGUCGCCGAAGAAAUGUUUAAUAACCCAUGGAUAAGUUUGCAAGUCUUGAAUGAAGGCGAAGAACCGGACAAUUUCUUUUGGGUAGCUCUUGGCGGAAAGAAGCCAUACGAUACCGACGCUGAAUACAUGAAUUACACCAGACUGUUUCGAUGUUCUAAUGAAAAAGGAUACUUCACGAUCAGUGAGAAAUGUACCGAUUUCUGUCAGGAUGAUUUAGCGGACGAUGAUAUCAUGAUACUUGACAAUGGUGAACAAGUGUUCUUAUGGUUGGGAAGUCGGUGUUCGGAAGUAGAAAUUAAAUUAGCUUAUAAAUCUGCUCAGGUAUACAUUCAACAUUUACGAGUCAAGCAGCCAGACAGACCACGCAAGUUAUUUUUAACUGCGAAAGGAAAAGAAUCUCGUAAAUUCACCAAAUGCUUUCAUGGCUGGAGUUCGCAUAAAAGACCACCUCAAUAGAAAGUAUGUUUAAUAGAAACUGGUUGUUUUUAAUUUUGAUGUGAUUUGCGAUAUGGAAAAGCCUAACAAUUUAUUACGAGUAUAUUACGAUUUUAAGUUA